This is a messenger RNA of Aspergillus terreus NIH2624, 540 nucleotides long. Its product is annotated as SNAP receptor SEC22. The transcript has 3 exons. The coding region runs from base 1 to 540 and encodes 179 amino acids. Lineage: Eukaryota; Fungi; Ascomycota; Eurotiomycetes; Eurotiales; Aspergillaceae. Gene Ontology annotation, cellular component: endoplasmic reticulum-Golgi intermediate compartment; ER to Golgi transport vesicle membrane; endoplasmic reticulum membrane. Gene Ontology annotation, biological process: retrograde vesicle-mediated transport, Golgi to endoplasmic reticulum; endoplasmic reticulum to Golgi vesicle-mediated transport; vesicle fusion with Golgi apparatus. Gene Ontology annotation, molecular function: SNAP receptor activity. The record is from RefSeq and is a predicted model, not a curated record.
AUGAUAUUCCGCCGAUUGAAUCGCAACGCAGCGCCGCAGGCUAGCAUUGAAUCCGGGCAGUUUAACCUCCACUAUCUGAUCCAAGAUGACGUCUGCUUCCUCUGUAUAUGCGACCGUUCCUAUCCACGCAAACUUGCUUUUACGUAUCUUGCCGACAUCGCCUCGGAAUUCACCACCACCUACUCCUCCGCGCAAAUCCACUCCCCCAACCUGCGACCCUACGCCUUCGUAGAGUUCGACACCUUCAUCCAACGGACCAAGAAACUCUAUCAGGACAGCCGUGCUUCACAGAACCUGGAUCGCUUGAAUGAUGAGCUGCGCGACGUAACGAAAGUCAUGACGAAGAACAUCGAAGAUCUUCUCUAUCGUGGUGACAGUUUGGAACGAAUGGGAGAACUAUCGGGUCGUCUGCGAGAGGAUAGUAAGAAAUAUAGGAAAGCCGCGGUGCGCAUUAACUGGGAAUUGCUUGUUAAGCAGUAUGGUCCGGUCGCGGGUGCCGGAUUGUUCUUUCUGUUCCUUAUCUGGUGGCGCUUCUUCUAG